Messenger RNA from Danaus plexippus (monarch butterfly), 1880 nucleotides. Its product is annotated as 2',5'-phosphodiesterase 12. The record is from RefSeq and is a predicted model, not a curated record. Gene Ontology annotation, cellular component: mitochondrion. NCBI's taxonomy places the organism in Eukaryota, Metazoa, Arthropoda, Insecta, Lepidoptera, Nymphalidae. Bases 105 to 1862 code for a protein of 585 amino acids. Gene Ontology annotation, molecular function: 3'-5'-RNA exonuclease activity. The transcript is spliced from 8 exons. Gene Ontology annotation, biological process: nuclear-transcribed mRNA catabolic process, deadenylation-dependent decay.
UAUAAUGAUUUGAAAAAGCAACAAGUAUCUAUCUACUAUCUUUCUAUUUUCAAUCUUGUAAAUGGUAAUCAAUCUAACCUAUAAAAUUGUACAGCAAUCAUAUUAUGUAUUUUAGACUUUUGAAUGUGAAUCGUUUUUUGAGUUCGUUAGUGCGUGUCUCCAAAAUAAACAGUAUGAAUUACAAUAAAUGUUAUUUAAGAUACAUUGAUACCGAAGACAAAGUAGAUAUAUCCUUUCUAUUUAAAGUAAAGGAUUCAUAUCGUCUUUUUAAUUUGAAACGUAAACCAUCUGAAAGUAUGCAAACAUUAUAUACACGUAUCGCUGCAAAUGUUCAAAAAGCUUGCAGCAAGAAAAAUAAGAAAAAAGGUAUGAUUGAAGAAGAUAUAGAUGUAAAAAUAUUGGAUGAAAGAGACAAUAUUGUUUCUGAAGAUUGUACUUGUUCGGAAUUAUUUACUCUUAAGGAACCAUUAAAAUUAAUAAUUUCUGAACAGUGUCUAGAUGUAGUUUUAAAUGCACCUUGGGUUAUUAAUCUUUCACUGCCAAAAAGCAUAAUGGUAGAUUUCCCAGUCUUUCCUGAGAAUCUAGAGACUCUGUAUGCAGAAAAAGAACUCAAUAUAUACAACUGGUAUAGAGGAAAAGUUAAUAAUAGCAAAGGUAAUGAACUAAGUGAUGUACAUGUUGAAUGGAACUUUAUUGUAAGUAGUUUUUCCUACACACCUAAAUCAGAAGAUAUUGGACUAAAACUAAAAUUAGAAUGUAUUCCAGUGAAUGCAAAACUUAGCGGACCUGUUGUAGAGUGUAUCUCAAAAAAUUUAGUUGAAGCUGGACCUGGAAGCUGUCCAUUUGAAACUAGACAUAUGUUUACACCUACAAAGUUAAAAGGCAAAAGAUUUAGAUGUGUGUCAUACAAUAUUUUAGCAGAUUUAUACUGUGACUCGGAUUAUACUAGAACCGUACUACACCCAUACUGUCCACCAUAUGCAUUGCAAAUUGAUUAUAGAAAACAGCUCAUUAUGAAAGAAUUAAAAGGUUACAAUGCUGAUAUAAUUUGUCUGCAGGAAGUUGAUGGCAAGAUAUUCAAUAAAUGUCUUAAACCCUUUUUGGAUAGUGACAAUUUCAAUGGGUUAUUUUAUAAAAAAGGAAAAACUGUUGCGGAAGGUUUAGCUUGUUUUUACAACAGGCUCAGAUUUUGUUUAAUAGAAGACUUUCACAUUUUAUUAGCCAAAGUGUUAGAAAAAGAGAGUUAUCUCAAAAAUAUCUUUGAUAUAAUAAAAAAUAACACUGCUUUGAUGGAAAGGUUACUUGAUAGGUCAAGUGUUGCCAGUGCUACUGUACUACAGUCAAUUGAAAACCCUAAUGAAAUUCUUGUUGUUGGGAACACUCAUUUGUACUUUCAUCCUGAUGCUGAUCACAUCAGAUUGAUUCAAGGUGGAAUAUUUAUUUAUUGGAUAGGAGAAAUUAAGAAAAAAUUAAUUGAAAAGAAUCCAGGUAAACGGAUAAGUGUAAUUUUGUGUGGAGAUUACAAUAGUGUCCCCUCAUGUGGAAUAUAUCAGUUGUUCACUACAGGCUUAGCACCAAGUUCUUUGGAGGAUUGGAAAUCAAAUGCAAAUGAAGCUGUGCAUGAUCUUACUUUGUCUCAAGAUAUUUUACUUGAUAGUGCUUGCGGAACACCAAAAUAUACAAACUUUACACAAGGAUUUGCUGAAUGCAUAGACUACAUUUUUUAUGAAAAGAACAAUCUUUCUGUUAAUCAGGUGAUUCCACUUCCAAAUGAAGAAGAGUUGAAAGCUCACAUAGCAUUGCCCAGUGUUGUAUUUCCAUCAGAUCAUAUAGCACUUGUAUCAGAUUUAGAAUUUAAAUAAAUAAACUCUAAACUUUUA